AUGGGAGAAUGGACCAUCCUAGAGCGCCUCCUAGAGGCUGCUGUGCAGCAGCACUCUACUAUGAUUGGAAGGAUCCUGCUGACAGUGGUGGUAAUCUUCCGGAUCUUAAUUGUGGCCAUCGUGGGGGAGACGGUGUAUGAGGACGAGCAGACCAUGUUCAUUUGCAACACCCUGCAGCCGGGCUGUAACCAGGCCUGCUAUGACAAGGCCUUCCCCAUCUCCCACAUCCGCUACUGGGUGUUUCAGAUCAUCUUAGUGUGCACUCCCAGCCUCUGCUUCAUAACCUACUCGGUCCACCAGUCUGCCAAGCAGAGGGACAGGCGCUACUCCUUCCUCUAUCCCAUACUGGAGAGGGACUACGGUGCGAGGGACGGGGCGCGGAAGCUCCGUAACAUCAACGGAAUCCUGGUGCAGCACGGCGGCGACAGCGGCGGAGGGAAGGAGGAGCCUGACUGCCUGGAGGUGAAGGAGAUCCCGAACGCGCCGCGCGGCCUCACCCACGGGAAGAAUUCCAAGGUGCGCCGGCAAGAAGGGAUCUCUCGCUUCUACAUCAUUCAGGUGGUGUUCCGAAACGCCCUGGAGAUCGGCUUCUUGGCGGGCCAGUACUUCCUGUACGGCUUCAGCGUGCCUGGGAUUUUCGAGUGUGACCGCUACCCGUGUUUGAAGGAGGUCGAGUGCUAUGUGUCCAGGCCCACGGAAAAGACUGUUUUCCUGGUGUUCAUGUUCGCUGUGAGUGGAAUCUGUGUGGUUCUCAACCUGGCAGAGCUCAACCACCUGGGCUGGCGGAAGAUCAAGGCGGCCAUUAGAGGCGUACAGGCACGCAGGAAGUCCAUCUGCGAGAUCAGGAAGAAGGACAUGGCGCACCUGUCGCAGCCACCCAACCUGGGACGCACGCAGUCCAGCGAAUCAGCUUAUGUCUGAGGAGGAAGAGGAGU
Messenger RNA from Lampris incognitus (smalleye Pacific opah), 935 nucleotides. RefSeq names its product gap junction delta-2 protein (gene gjd1b). Lineage: Eukaryota; Metazoa; Chordata; Actinopteri; Lampriformes; Lampridae. The transcript has 2 exons. Gene Ontology annotation, biological process: cell communication. Gene Ontology annotation, cellular component: connexin complex. The record is from RefSeq and is a predicted model, not a curated record. Bases 1 to 921 code for a protein of 306 amino acids.